AAACAAAAUAGCUAUAGUGUGCAUAAAUAGAGAAGUUGAACUAGGAGGAAACCACAGGUUUUUGGAAAAUGGAGACUCAAGGCACCAGCUUGCAGGAACCACCCAGGGUUGAGACAGUUGGAGGGAAUUCUGGCACAAGUGAUGUAAUUUGCAAGUGUGGUGAAGGGUGGACAUGCGUCAUUACUAGGACUGAGGGGCCUGAUGCAGGGAAGGCCUUCUUCAAAUGCGGUGAAAAUUGCACCUGUGACAUAUGGGACAGUAGUGGAGACUCGAAUGUGAAGCAAAAGCUAGAGAACUUUAGCGGAGGCGCAUUCUGCAAGUGUGGUGAAGGUUGGAGUUGUGUCAUCUCCAAGAUUGAAGGGCCUAAAGCAGGCAAGGCCUUUUUUGAAUGUGCUGAUGGUUGCACCUGUUCCACUGAAUGACCUUAGCAGAAGAGUGUUCACAUGUAACUACUCCAUGUAUGAUAGCUUGUGGAAAGUCAGCCCAUGAAGGCUUGUGUAGAGCUUCAAUGGGCAUUAUGUCAUGAGAGUUUGCUUUGGCAACUCAAUGAUACAAUCAAACUCAUAGGAUGAGUACUGUGUUAAUAAAAUAAAAAGACUACUAGAAGCUCUCCUCUAUGGACCUUUAUAAGCUUAGUUAUAUAAGAUUAGUGGGUAUUUGUCAAAAUAAAAAUGACAGUUCCAUUCUGCUAA
Messenger RNA from Quercus lobata, 692 nucleotides. RefSeq lists its product as uncharacterized. The record is from RefSeq and is a predicted model, not a curated record. The transcript has 3 exons. Bases 69 to 422 code for a protein of 117 amino acids. NCBI's taxonomy places the organism in Eukaryota, Viridiplantae, Streptophyta, Magnoliopsida, Fagales, Fagaceae.